Molecule: messenger RNA, 5155 nt
Organism: Toxotes jaculatrix (banded archerfish)
Lineage: Eukaryota; Metazoa; Chordata; Actinopteri; Toxotidae
Product: FYVE, RhoGEF and PH domain-containing protein 6-like
Exons: 21
Coding region: 338-4183 (1281 amino acids)
Cellular component (GO): cytoplasm
Molecular function (GO): guanyl-nucleotide exchange factor activity; metal ion binding
Source: RefSeq, a predicted model, not a curated record
CUUAAUUUAAACUUUUGAGCGUUUCUCUUUUUUUUUUUUUUCUUGAAUCCAGUCCGCUGCGACUCCUGAGGACCUCUAGUGGAUUGCUUACGAAAACAAGAAGGAAGCUCACUCGUACACACCGCAGGCAGGCGGCCAGUGCGGCUCCAGUGAGAAUGAAGUGUAGGCAGCGGGACCUGAAGUGUUGCUCGAACAAACGCGAAGAAGAAAAUGUCGAUUUUUAGGCGCAUGACUUUAGUUUGAGUCGACGGCUUUUAAUGCGAUCGGGACAUGAAGGAUGGUUUGUUUCCGCUGCACUGAUAAGGUCUGACAAAACAGAGGCGAAGUGAGUGAAGCGAUGAUGAACUCAGGCAUGCUCAAGCCACCUGUGGCUCCUAAGCCAAUUCUUCUGCAGCCCCAGAAGCCAGGGCGGUCCCCCUCAACCCCUAGAAAAGAGGGCCUCUCUCUCCCAUCUCCUGGCACACAGAGAAGAGUUAAACCAGCACUGGCCCCCAAACCCUGCCUCUCCAAGCUCACCGCUGCUGUGGAAUCCAAACCUCUUGCUUCAAAGAGACUGCACCAAACAUCUGUAUCAGAAAACCCUCGAACAGUUAGACAACUGAACUCCCAAAAUGGAAUACAGCAAGAAAACAAAAAGCCAGAUUGGGACUAUAUUAUUCCCAUUUGCUUGUGUAGUCAGGAAGGCUGCCAUUGCAUCAGGAACACAUCAGCAAACAGAGACAGAAUGGAGAAAGACUUGAGAACAUCGGACAAGGGUAAAACUGAAGAAAACAGAAAGAUUCUCCCUACAUCUCGAGCUGCUGUGGACAGUAGAGAGAUAACAGACACUGCUAAGAGCAAGGCAAUGAACGCUAACCCUCCACAAAAUGUUUGUCUACAGUCUGCCUCCACCGACACCCACAUCACUAACCAUAACCCUCUGCAAAAUAUGCUUACUUUAGACAAAAAUCUGAAAACAAACAGGCCGUCUCUUCCCCACAGAACAUGGAGCGAUGAAACAAAUGGUAACAAAAUACCUCAGAGUGCACCUGGAGCAGGGGAAGAUACUCCUGGCUCAGGGCAAAUGUCUUGUGUGCCCCAACCCAAACCAGUCCCAGCAGCCCCUAGGAAACCCAUCCCUGUCCCUUUACCACGGAAACCCAGGGCAGCUGUUCAGGUUCUUCAGGAAAAGGUGGAGGAGGAGAGGGAAGAGACGAUUAGCCAGGAAGGGAGGGAAAUGGACGUCAAAGAGGUGAAAGUGUCAUCAGUGGGGAAGGACAGCUCAUCCCCAUCUGUCAGUGUACCUGUUAGAGAAAACAAGCAGCCAAUUGUUCUAUCUGCGAGAAAAACCUCCGCUCCACCAGCCCCUCCACCCAAGAAAAAGCCUUUUCUGUCUGUACCUGAGAAAGUGCCAACCUCUGCUUCAGAGACACUGCCAGAGGAUGUGCAAGAGGAAAAUCAGGGUUGUGACAGCAGCAUCUAUGACAUGGAGACCUCAGUUGACAAGGAUGAUGAAGAGGUGGAGAGGGAGGUGGAAGGAAAGGAUGAUCAGGAGGCAGUCCACAGCAAUUGUCCAUCUAGAUGUUUGCUCAAUCAGCCAGAGAUCAGCCAACCUCCUGCCAUCGCUGUUGCAACGGAGGAUGGGGUAGUCAAGGUCCCUCCAAGGAAGCCUCAGAGACACAACAGCCCAAGUGCAUGCACGCAGAUGAAGGACUCUAAUGAGCAGAAAGCAGAGGGGAAACAUGAUUGUGUUUUGAGGGAGAGAGUAAUGAGGGAGCUGCCUUUGCCUCCAGAUGAAAAAACAAGCAGAAACCUCUUAACAGCUGGAAUCACCAAGCCUUCACGGUCCAGCCUGGGCAAACAGAGAGCCAAGUCAUUCUCUGGCGCUGACCUCAUUUGCUCUGAAGGACAGAGGAGGAACUCUUUCCGGAAACUGCUGGACUUGAAACUCGCUGUGAAGAUGCUGCCCAAGAUGAUAGUAAAAGGAGGCCAGAGCCCAGACAGCACUGUGAAUGACAAUGAACAAAGUGUGGACCAGGACCAAGAUGCAUGUCAGAACUUCCCCAAGCCUCUGAGUUCUGAACGUAAAUUCUCCUACCCUCUGAUUGGAGUAGAGCAAAGCGUGGACGGAGAUGAGUUUUCUCCUGGAACAGAUCAAGCUGUUUACUAUGAGAACGUCCGUCACUACGAGGAAAUACCCGACUACAUGAACAUAGAUGUGGGAAAAGCAGGGUCGUCUCCUGAGGCCUCCUUCUCACAGCCUGCGGUCUGGGGCAGCAAAAUGUAUAAUGAUGAGGGCAUUUAUGAGGAGCAGGAGCCAUAUAUGUCCUUUGAGAAAAAUGCUGGACACCAACAGUGUCAGACACCAACAGAUGAUGAAAGCUCAGCCAAUGAGGAAGUGGCACCCCUGGGCGAUGGCCCUUCGGAUGAUGACAUUGUGGCCAGCACCUUGUCCUCAGAUGAGGAGGACGAGGACGAAAGCAGCUCCAUGUCAAGUAAAGGAGACCCUGAGCAGCCAGAGGAGAGUACGAAGCAAACUGGACAGAAGAAGAGCAAGAUUCACCACAUCGCUACAGAAAUCAUGAGCUCAGAGAGUGUGUUUGUUGAUGUCCUGAAGCUGCUUGAUGUUGACUUCCGUGAUGCAGUGUCUAAAGCAUCUCAUCAGAAUGGGAAGCCCGUGAUUGAAGAGCGUCUUCUCAACCAGAUCCUGUAUUACCUCCCACAACUCUACGAACUCAACCAAGACCUGCUGAGAGAGCUGAAGCGGAGAUUGGCCAAAUGGGAUGAUAAUCCGCAGAUAGCAGACAUUUUCCUGAAGAAAGGGCCCUAUCUGAAGAUGUACUCCACAUACAUCCGCGAGUUUGAAAAGAAUGCGGCUCUACUGGAAGAGCAGACUAAGAAGAACCAAGCAUUCGGAGCUGUAGUAAGGGAAUUUGAGGCCAGUCCACGCUGUGCCAACCUGGCUCUGAAGCAUUACCUACUGAAGCCCAUUCAGAGGAUUCCUCAGUAUCAGCUGCUGCUCACAGACUAUCUGAAAAACCUGUCUGAGAACUCAGAUGAUUACAAGGACACAAUAGAUGCUCUUGCUUUAGUGAAAGAGGUAGCUAAUCAUGCCAACGACAUCAUGAAACAAGGGGAUAAUUUCCAGAAGCUGAUCCAGGUGCAGUGCAGUCUGAGCGGCCACCAUGAGAUAGUUCAGCCUGGGCGGAUAUUCCUAAAAGAGGGUAUCCUGAUGAAGCUGGCCAGGAAGGUCAUGCAGCCCAGAAUGUUCUUCCUGUUUAGCGACACCUUGCUGUACACCACUCCUGUUAGUGGCCAGUCAGGCCAGUUCAAGCUCAACAAAAUGCUGUGUCUGGCAGGGAUGAAGGUUAGCAAACCAAGCCAAGAGGCCUAUCAGAAUGAGCUGAACAUUGAGAGUGUGGAGCGCUCCUUCAUUCUCUCUGCAAGUUCAGCCACAGAGCGAGAUGAAUGGCUUGAGGCCAUUUCCACAGCAAUCAAUGACUACACCAGGAAGAAGAUCAGUUUUAUAUCUGGCAAACCUCAGGAAGAGGUAGAACUGAGGAAUACUGCUGAUGGUGCUCCUUUGGGAUCCAAAGCCCCAAUAUGGAUCCCUGACCCACGGACCACCAUGUGUAUGAUCUGCACCUGUGAGUUCUCCCUAACAUGGAGGAGACACCACUGCCGUGCAUGUGGAAAGGUGGUGUGCCAGUCCUGUUCCUCCAACAAACACUGUCUUGAAUACCUAAAGAACCAGUCAGCACGAGUAUGUGACCAGUGCUUCCUUGUUCUUCAGCUUCAGAAAAAUGAAAGGUCCGUAUCAGCGGCUGUAUCCCCUGGAAACAGAGCUACCUUUGCUUUCUCCAGGAAGCAGAAAAAGAUACCUGCGGCUCUCAAAGAGGUGUCAGCUAACACACACAACUCCUCCAUGAGUGGGUAUCUGCAGAGGUCCAAGGGCAGUAAGAAGCCUGGGAAGAGGCUGUGGUUUGUCAUCAAAGACAAAGUCUUGUACACAUACGCUGCAAGUGAGGAUGUUGCAGCCUUGGAGAGUCAGCCCCUGUUAGGAUUUAUGUUGAAAGUAGAUUCAUCUCAGGAGUUACAAUUUGAGCUCUACCACAAAAAUACACUUUAUUAUGUUUUUAAAGCUGAUGACGUACAAACAGCCCAGAGAUGGAUCAACUCAUUCAAAGAAGCCACUGUACUUUAAAACCUUCAGACCAUGUGUGAAGUUAUUCAACAUAUUUUCUUGCCCUCACCUGAACAUGUUUUACCUCAGUGCUCUCUGAAUUCUGCAAAAAGAAUCUGGAGGCACCAUCAUAGCUGCAUUUAAAUUAAAUACAUGCAUAGUAUUUUAUUGCUUUUAUCAGAUUUAACAUAGUUACCGUUUACAUCAGAGCUCCUGUGAAGGUGGGAAUUACCCAUCUUAUUUGUGUUCGUUAAUGUGAAUCUUUUCCACCAGAUGAUUGUGAUUAUUUCACAGUCAUGUGUAGCUAUUUUAGACUUUUAUGCUUUGAUUUUGACAGAACAUUUUCAUUUAAUUGUAUAGUAACCUGCUUGGACCUCCAUAGCACAGAUUUGUCAAUUAAAGCCCAUUGUCUAUAAAUGUGUAAUGAAUACUGUCAUAUCAUUUUGAUCAACAUUUACCCAAUAAUAUUCAUAGGUCAUGUAGAUGUGUUUUGUUGUUUGGGAAUAAUUACUUUAUUUCACAUUUGUGAAGUUGGCUAUGGAACACACAAUGUGCACUGUUCAUGCUUGUGUAAGAAACUUUCACCUUACAUUAUUAAGCCCUUCUAUAACUUUGAGUCUCACCUAAAGUAGUAAUGGUAUAUCGGGAAUAUUCACUGUUUGGACAUACAGUAACUGUAUUACAUGACUGUACAUGCUAUGUGUUUCGCACUUAAGUCACUGAGAUGGCUGUACAUAGAUUGUUUCCCUACUCACUUAUCAUCUGUAAAUAUAGAUAUAGAUAUAGAAAUAUAAUAUUGUAAAUGAAUUUUUUUCAAAUUUCCAUGAAUCUUGUUUUUAAUGCUUAAAUUCUGUCACUGUAAUAAAUGUUUGUUUUAUUGUUUUUCUUUUGGUCAUGGUCAGUUGUACAAAGAGGAACAAUUUGCCUGCACAAUAAAAUAGUUGAAAAGCGAUGGUUUUAAAUAGUCAGCAAAUGGGGAAACAACGAAGGACA